Cololabis saira (Pacific saury) is the source of this 1036-nucleotide messenger RNA. RefSeq names its product ependymin (gene epd). NCBI's taxonomy places the organism in Eukaryota, Metazoa, Chordata, Actinopteri, Beloniformes, Belonidae. The transcript is spliced from 6 exons. Bases 65 to 706 code for a protein of 213 amino acids. Gene Ontology annotation, cellular component: extracellular region; lysosome. Gene Ontology annotation, molecular function: calcium ion binding. Gene Ontology annotation, biological process: cell-matrix adhesion. The record is from RefSeq and is a predicted model, not a curated record.
CCUGAACACUAGAUACACUUACAAUCUUUAACAUUUAUUUUGUGAUUUUCUUCAGACCGGGAACAUGUAUGCCGCCGUUGUGCUAGUCGUCUUCGCGUGCUUGACCGACACAAUCCACGCUGAUCAUCACCAGCCUUGUCAUCCGCCUAAUAUGACAGGAGUCAUGACUGUGAUAACGAUGAAAGGGGAAAUAAAAGCAGUUGGCGCAUUCACUUAUGAUUCAAUGGGCAAGAAACUACGGUUCAGAUCCAACGACAGCCACCCCACAAACACUUCAGUCGGCCUGGAUCUGCUGAUGUUCUUUGAGCAGGGAGUUUUCUAUGAAAUCGACAGCAAAAACCAGACCUGUGAGAAGAAAAAGCUGGAUAUGGACCUGAACCCCUUAGAUAUUCCUGAUGACGCCAAGUUUCACUCCACAAUAACCGCCGGGAGUCGAUCCAUUGAAGGGGAAGGGUUAAAAGUCAACAUUUGGACAGGAUCAAUACCAAAUAUGAAAGGGUACUACUCCGUGUCUGUAACAAUGGGAUGUUUGCCAGUGAGCGUACUCUACUUUUCUGAGUCCGCACCAAUGCUCUUCAGCAACAUGGAGGUGGACCUGGAGAUCAAGGACCCAGAUCUCCUCCUGGUGCCCUCGUUUUGUCUCGGCCAGCCUCUGGAGGAAAGCCCUGAGGGGACAGUAAAUAGUUUCAUACAUGAGUUCAUGUAGAUGAAACCUCAUGAGCAGAAAAUGAAACCUCUACCCAAGCAUGACUUGCGUGAACUAAACCCUUUUCUUUCUUUUUCAUGCACGACUCAAGUUUAUCUUUCAACACUGCAACACAUCUGCUUUCAUCAAAUCUUCCUCUCUCCUGGGAAGAAAUGGCUUUAAAUGGCUCAUAUUUUGCAUUUGCUUUUUGAUAAGAAGGGAAUGAAGAGAUGACAUGGAUUAUUAUAGAAUUAAACCAAAUUACUAACAGUCGGAGGGUUUUUUUUUUUUUCAAGAUGGUUCAACUUCCAAAACCUGUAAUAUAUGUUUAAUGGAACAAUAAAAUGUCAA